This is a messenger RNA of Apodemus sylvaticus (European woodmouse), 5931 nucleotides long. It is a transcript of the gene Cog1, whose product is annotated as component of oligomeric golgi complex 1. Lineage: Eukaryota; Metazoa; Chordata; Mammalia; Rodentia; Muridae. The transcript is spliced from 14 exons. Gene Ontology annotation, biological process: intra-Golgi vesicle-mediated transport. The record is from RefSeq and is a predicted model, not a curated record. Gene Ontology annotation, cellular component: COG complex; Golgi apparatus. Bases 44 to 2881 code for a protein of 945 amino acids.
GGCUGGCAGGCGGAAGCGGCCGGCGGAUCCCAGGCUCAGCACCAUGGCGGCGGUGGCCGCCUCCUCCGCGCUGAAGCGGCUGGAUCUGCGUGAUCACAACGCGCUCUUCGAGACUCAUGGAGCGGAGGAGAUCCGCGGGCUGGAGCGCCAGGUUCGAGCCGAGAUCGAGCACAAGAAGGAGGAGCUGCGGCAAAUGGUGGGCGAGCGGUACCGCGACCUGAUCGAGGCGGCGGACACCAUCGGCCAGAUGCGCCGCUGCGCCGAGGGGCUGGUGGACGCCGUGCAGGCCACCGAUCAAUACUGCGCCCGCCUCCGCCAGGCCGGCACCGCGGCGCCCCGGGUCCCACGGGCCCCGCAGCCACAACCACAGUCCGAGAAAUUCUACAGCAUGGCCGCCCAGAUUAAGCUACUGCUAGAGAUCCCCGAGAAGAUCUGGAGCGCCAUGGAAGCCUCACAGCACCUCCAGGCCACCCAGCUCUACCUGCUCUGCUGUCACCUGCAUAGCCUGCUGCAGCUGGACUCCUCUAGCUCCAGAUACAGCCCCAUCCUCUCGAGAUUUCCCAUCCUCGUCCGGCAGGUGGCAGCAGCCAGCCACUUCCGGUCAACUAUUUUGCACGAAAGCAAGAUGCUGCUCAGAUGCCAGGCCGUGUCGGACCAGGCUGUGGCCGAGGCCCUGUGCUCCAUAAUGCUCCUGGAGGAGAGCUCUCCCCGCCAAGCCCUCACAGACUUCCUGUUGGCCAGAAAGGCGACUAUUCAGACACUCCUGAACCAGCCUCAUCACGGUGCUGGCAUCAAGGCCCAGAUUUGCGCUUUGGUGGAGCUGCUGGCUACCACGCUGAACCAGGCACAUGCCCUCUUCUACACUCUACCAGAAGGCGUGCUGCCUGACCCAUCCCUGCCCUCUGGCUUGCUUUUCUCUACCCUGGAGACAGUCACAAGGCAGCAUCCCACGGGAAAGGGCAUUGGUGCCCUCCAAGGGGAGAUGAACCUGUGUGGCUGGUUCAGACACCUGCCCGCCUCCGUUAUCGAGUUCCAGCCUGUGCUACGGACCCUCGCUCAUCCCAUCAGCCAGGAGUACCUGAAAGACACGCUGCAGAAAUGGAUCGACAUGUGCAAUGAAGACAUUAAAAAUGGAAUCGGCAAUCUGCUUCUGUAUGUGAAGAGCAUGAAAGGGCUGGCAGGCAUCAGAGACGCCAUAUGGGACUUGCUUACCAACGAGUCUGCCAGCCACAGCUGGGAGGUGGUGUGUCAACGGCUCCUGGAGAAGCCGCUCUUGUUCUGGGAGGACCUGACGCAGCAACUCUUCCUGGAUCGGCUGCAGACGCUGACCAGAGAAGGCUUUGAAUCCAUCUCCAGCAGCUCCAAAGAGCUUCUAGUCUCAGCUCUGCAGGAACUGGAGACCAGCAACUCCGCAUCCAAUAAGCACGUCCACUUUGAGCAGAACAUGUCUCUCUUCCUCUGGUCCGAGAGCCCCAACGACCUGCCUCCUGAUGCCGCCUGGGUCAGCGUAACAAACCGGACUCAGUUUGCCAACAGUGGCCUCUCCAUGAAAGCCCAAGCAAUUAGUCCUUGUGUCCAGAACUUCUGUUCUGCCCUGGAUUCUAAGCUGAAGGUUAAACUGGAUGACCUCCUGGCCUACCUUCCCUCCAGUGACACACCAUUGCUCAAGGAUGCUGCCCUCAUGCACCAGGCUAAGAACUCUGCCUUUGACAGAUAUGCAGAUGCCGGGACCGUGCAGGACAUGCUGCGUACUCAGUCUGUGGCCUGCAUCAAGUCUGUUGUGGGCUGCAUUCAGGCAGAGCUGCAGACCAUUGAGGAAGUCACACAGGACCAAAAGGAUGUCCUUCACAGCACCAAGCUGCACGCGGCCCUCUUCAUGGCCAGACUCUGCCAGUCCCUGGGAGAACUGUGCCCUCACCUAAAGCAGUGUAUUGUGGGAAAGUGUGGGGGUUCUGAAAAACCUGCCAGGGAGGUGAGGGCUCUGAGAAAGCAGGGAAAGGGGAAGGCUCAAGACGUCCUUCCCGGGCAGGCCCAGUGGCAGGAAGUGAAGGAAGCCCUGCUCCAGCAGAGCGUGCUGGCCUACCGGGUCUGGAGCUCCGCACUUGUGAAAUUUCUGAUUGGUGGAUUCACUCGGUCAUUGCUUCUAAGUGACGCUGGUUCGGUCCUGGCCACUGCCACCAAUUGGGAUGAACUAGAAAUUCAAGAGGAGACAGAGUCGGGGAGCAGUGUCACGUCUAAGAUCCGCCUCCCUACUCAGCCGUCCUGGUAUGUGCAGUCCUUCCUGUUUAGCUUAUGCCAGGAAGUUAAUCGGGUCGGAGGCCAUGCCUUGCCAAAGAUCACCCUACAGGAGAUGCUGAAGGCCUGCAUGGCCCAAGUCAUAGCUGCCUACGAGCAGCUCACAGAGGAAAACCAGAUAAAGAAAGAAGGGAUGUUUCCAAUGACCCAGAACCGAGCCCUGCAGCUCCUCUACGACCUACGCUACCUCAACAUGGUUCUGACCAGCAAGGGAGAGGAGGUGACGAGCAGCCGGAGCAAGGCGGACUCCAGAAUUGAGAGACUGACCGACAGGCUGGAGGCCUUCAUCGACCCUUUUGACCUGGAUGUCUUCACACCGCAUCUCAACAGCAACCUAAACCGCCUGGUACAGCGGACCUCAGUUCUGUUCGGAUUGGUUACUGGCACAGAGAAUCAGUUUGCCUCCCGGAGCAGCACAUUCAACUCCCAGGAACCCCAUAACAUACUGCCGCUGGCCUCCAGUCAGAUCAGGUUUGGACUCCUUCCGCUGAGCAUGACAAGCACAAGAAAGGCCAGGGCAACCAGCAGAGGCAUCGAAACCCAAGCCCAGAGAACAGUUUCACCUUCCCUGACGACCAAGGACUGAAAGGCUGGAAUGACUCCACCAGGAGAUGCCUCGCAUCAAGGUCUUCCUCCCUUCAGUUCCAGAAGAGGAAAUGGGACAAGCAUUGCAAAGCCCCUCCUGGAAGCCAUCCCAAGGCGGGCAGGCCCGGAUGGGCUGCAUCGCCAGUCUCUGAGCACAAGCAUGAAGUGCCCUGUGCUGUCUACCCUCCCAGCCACAGAGGAAAGGCAAGGUUCCUUCCCAGUCUGAAAAUCUGAACUGGGCAAAGACUGAUCAGGCUCUUCUCACUAGGUGAUGCUAACUUUUAGUGUCAGAUGGCUACAGGGGAACUACCCUUCUACCCCUGUGUUUGAAAGGCAUUCAAUUCUUUUACCAACAGUGGUGGCCUGCUGUUUGAGUAACAUCCUCAGGAAAACACUGGCCACUCUGAAGAAUCCUGCUUUGAAAUCUUGAAGAAAAGGGGUCUCAAAUACAGGCAGCCAUUAUCUCCUCAUAACGCUGGCAGCAUGGUGCAGCCAGAAGGGCACUGUCUUGGGAGAAUUGUAGAGUCCUUGUGGGCUUCUGGUGUACUUGGCAGAACAGCAGCUGGUCUCAUGCCUGCUAUGCAAACAGAUGUGUGUGCCCAUUAUUAGGCUGUCACCAGAGCUGCUCAGGCACUCGGUAAACAUUUACUAUGCUCAGUCAGGGGAAAUGGUGGUAAUACAACCACAGAUAACCUGAGUCCAAUACUACUGCUGGGACAGAAACGCAGCGAUGCAUGCUGGGUAAACAUGGGAGAGGAAGGAUCCUAAGGGUGGCUCCACUAGUCUAUGAGCUAAAUGUCGAAUAGGCAGGAAAUGACAAACCAGGAAAACCAGCACAAACUCAAAGAACAAAUGAAGAAAGUGUCUUGAGGGUGACAAGGUCCCAGUGUGGUACAGCUGGACUGUGUCAGGGGCUGGUGAACCACAAAUACAGAGAGGGGUAGGUCGUGGCUGGAGUACAAGAGCCCCCAAAGCCCCAGCAGAGGUUCGGAGCACUCGAGUCAUGCUCUAGUUGGAAUCCUAAGUUAGGAUGGCAGGGAUCUGUAUGUGAUGAAGAUACAGAAAAAAAGACCCACGGAGGCUCCCUCAUAAGGCUGAGCAGGAGGUGGGCACAGAAAUGUUGACGGUGGAUGUCAUAUCCCAGAGUGGGGCUGCAGGGCUCAGAGGGAGAUGAAGUCACCCAGCUGACUAAGGCCACAGGACAUGCAUGCAAGAGCAGCAGGUAUCAGGAAACACUUGCUGAAUACCAACCACUCUGCCCACACUACCUGCAAGUUGUAGCUGAGUCACCAAUGUAGCCAAGCACAGAGAGGAAGGGAAUGUUCCUGAGAAACCACCACAGGCUACAGACAAGCAAGGCAGAUGGAUGGGGGUAGGUAGGAGGGUAGGAAGCUGCAGAUGGGUGCAUUAGGAAGGAAGAGGGCACAGAAGCAGACCAGAGAAAAACCACGUUCAGACCAUGAGGCUGAAAGCACAAAGGGAGAAAAGCCCAUGGGAACCUGCCAAGGAGACAGGCAGGAGAAGGCAUGGUGCAGGAAUUGCAAAGCCGAGAAUGAAUCCACUGAAGAAGGCCAUCUUUGUUUUCUCAAAUUCCUCACCAGAUGAGGAAGCACUGUCCCCUGGAUAGGCUUUACCAGGCUGUGAAGCUAGUUUAAACGAUAACCCUUUAUGCCAUGGCAGAAAAUACAUCUCUAAAUACUGUUUUCUACUCAUAAGCUUUAGAAAGCUGCGCAAGCAAGCCCAUUAAUUGUGGAGUCUCUCUGCUUCAUAAAAUCAAAACUAGGCCAGGCAAGGCAAUACCCACCUGUAAUCCCAGCAUUCUGAAGAUAAAGGUGGGAAGAUCCAGAGUUUAAGGCUAGCCUGGGUCAUCUGAACUAUAAAACUCUCAAGAACCAAUUACAGGGAAACAUCAAGCUUAAACAAGGACAGUGCUCCCUCCCUGUGGAUGCCUCCUCCCUGCUGGUUGGCUCGCAUACUGUGAACUGGUAUUCCUCAGGCUGCUGAGGGAGAGCUCUUACCAAGUCUUACUGGGCUAUGGCCCCUUGGUGCCAGGCGAGAAGCACACACUGCUGCCAACAGCACUCAAUCAAUGAUGAGUCAACCCCGAAGGUUAUUGAUGAGACCUACUCCCAGGGAAGGUUUCAGCAUGUACCAUCAACCUCUUCAAAUGCUGGAGGCCCAGAGGUCCUAGACCUUGGUGGGGAAGCUAAAUGGACAUGUAUCCAACGGCAAUCUCCAUCCUGCUACUACAGAUGAGUUAAGUCUGGUGUAGGCAUGUGGGAACUUCUCGAGGAUCACUGAGCCACACAUGGAACAACUAUACCACCUCCUCCCUCAUAUCACAGAGACUGGAAAGGAAAGAAUAUAGGAGCUGGCCAGAGGAAGAAAGUGAGUGAGGUAAUAUGCUUCAGAGCAUGGCAAGUGUCUAUGCAGUUUUGAUCUCGUAGAAGUGUUUACUGGUGCAAGACCUGUGCAAAAUCAGCCUGGGCUUGGAGGUAACAUGCCAGCGGCAGUGGCACACGCCUUUAAUCCAAGCACUUGGGAGGCAGAGGCAGGCAGAUCUCUUGAGUUUCAGGCCAGCCUGGUCUACAUAGUGAGUUCCAGGACAGCCAGGGCUGUUACACAGAGAAAUCCCAUCGCAAAACAAAAACAAAAUAAAAAAACAACAACAACAAAAACCAACAAAAUUUAAGAUGGCUGUCAACACCCUAUCAUGGGAGGAAAGGGUCUAUGAGGCCCUACCUCCAGGACUGGUCUGCAGAUACUGGUAGCUAUGGGAGAAAAACCUUUACCCUCCCUGAGUAUCUAUGGACAGUUGGUUCAUGGCUGCAGGGAGAGGCCACACCAUGUUCUUCUGUGCAUCAUCCAUUACAAGAAGCCCAUGCUCCUUCACUCACACUCCUGCAAACUACCCUAAGAACCUCAGGGUUGGCUGGCAAUGGUGGCGCACGCCUGUAAUCCCAGCACUCAGGGAGGCAGAGGCAGGCAGAGGCCAGCCUGGUCUACAGAGUGAGCUCCAGGACAGCCAGGGCUAUACAGAGAAACCCUGUC